AGCACAUCCUGAAACGGGUGCUAGCGAGUAGUUUAAAUACUCGUAUUUGUACACCCAUAUGAGAGGGUUUGGAUAUCUCCCCUUAUAGUCUUUUUCCUUUGUGUUGUCCUUCGUUUUGGGGAGGUUAAUUGAUAAAAUCAAAUAUACGAGUCUGAAGAAAGAAAAAAAUCCUUGCUCCUUGCUUCCUUCCUCGAGGAAAUAUAAAAUUUCCACUUAAGAACCGGAUAUGCCCGUUCAGUUCAUCGAUUGAUUGUUUCGCGCGGGAAAUUAAUGAAAUACUGUGGUGGUGUUGGUUUAUGGUUUCACGAAGUGAACAAAAAUAGUGCAAAAUAAAAGGUCCUUUCACUAGGACUUGAAAGGCUUGAAAAAAAAAGUGAAUUAAAUUCUUCAGCAACAACAGCAAAAAUAAACUGCAGCUCAUCGUCAUCGUAGCUCGUCAUCCAAGUUAUCGUCGUCAUCGUCAUCGAGUCAAAAAUACGUCGAGUACUGUUAAGUGAAGUAGAACAUGGUGCUAACGGCCUGUUAUUAAAGGUUGGACCGUUUUUUUCCCAGCUUUUGCUUCCAUUCUUUUUUCUUCUUCUGAAUUUACUGUUCACUGGUCCUAUAAUAAUCGAUAUCCUUUUUUCCGUUAUUACUUCCCUCGGUUAAGCAUAAGUGAAAAAGAGGCUGGCUGCCAAUCUGUAUCUUGCCCCAUUUUCUCUGAUAUAACAAUUUUGACCAAAUGAUACUCAAUAAUUUUGAAGGAAGAAAUAAAUAAAAUAACGCCUUCACUUUACUCGGUUCGGUGCCGCUAUGAGGUUUGACACAAUACCCAGAUAAUAAACGAUAAAUAAAUCUUCCGGUCAUUGGUUUUAUAUUCAGAAUUCAGGAUCCCAGGAUUAUACAAUAUUUCGCCCGACCCGUUUGAGUUUUGUAAAUCGAACCGACGAUCAAUAAUGAUGCAGCAAUAAAUUGUUAAAAUUUAUUUUAAAGUGAUAUGUUAUAAGAAGUGAUAAAGAAAGUGGUCAACAAAAUUUAAUACAAUAGAAACAAUUAUUUAAAAUUUGCAUGAUUUCUGAAAAUAAUUAAGAGGAAUAAAAAAUCUAAUCAAAAUGAAUGACGAUUCACCAAUGCGCGUACAAAAGAAGACACGAAGUGCUUCAAUAUGUGCGGUUACUGGAAGUUUAGAAGCAGCCAUACAAAAUAUGCCAUCUGGUAGUGCAACACCAGAUGGUGGGACUCCUGGUUAUAGAAGAAGAAGACCCGCAACUAGAACACAAAGUGCCAGAAUAACAGGAGGAGCAAGAUCUGUUCGAAGAAAAGCCCAAGCCCAACAACAGCAACAACAACAAAAUCUUCAAGAAACCCGCUCUUAUUGUACAAGUGAGCCGCGACUUAGUGAAACGGAAACACCGCCACAAAGACGUAAACUUUCCCAAAGAAGACCACAACAUCAACAAGGACAAAGAAAAUCAAAUGCCUUUCUGGAUGUACCAUCGCUCAAUAUGCAUCACUUACAAGUAAGUGAUGGAGAGGAUCAAGAUGUUGAUAGACUUCGAACAUUUAGCUCCUCAAAAGGAGGCGUUAUAAAUAGAGGUGAUUCCUUUCGACGUCGACGUUCACGAAGCAAUAGUUUGGCACCGUCCAGUCCCAUGCACCAAAGAGGGAACACCGGAGGCGGUGUUGGAGGUGGUGGAGGUGGAGGUGGCACAACAACCGAACUUGGUUCGCAAUCUAAUCAAAAGGUUGAUGUUUACCAUGUACAAAUGCUGGGCUCACAAGGAGUUGGCAAGGCGGCACUGGUGUCGCAGUUCAAGACUUCUGAUUGUAUAAAUGCUUAUGAUGGACCAGACACUGACGAAGCUGAACAAAAUAUUUCAAUCAUCUUGAAUGGCAUUGAAUCGGAAUUGAAAUUCACGAUAGGACAUCAAGAUAACAAGGAUGAAUUAGAAAAAUCCGAUGCGUAUCUGGUUGUGUAUUCAGUUGUUGACAAGGAAUCAUUUACACGAGCCAAACAAAUCCUAUCACGCCUACAGGAUAUGGAUUUGGUUAGGACGCGACCGAUAAUAUUGGUAGCUAAUAAAAUUGAUUUAGCGAGGUCACGUGCCGUUUCAGCACAAGAUGGCAAAUGUCUUGCAUGCACAUUUGGUGCAAAAUUUAUUGAGGUAUCUGUUGGCAUAAAUCACAAUUGCGAUGAAUUAUUAGCUGGGGCGUUAACACAAAUUCGCCUGAAGAAGGAACAAAAUUUAUUACAGAAAAAUACUCAGGACACUGGUAAACCAACAUCAAAAAAUAAAGGACUCACGGAAAAGUCAAAUCAAACAAAAAAUAACGAAAACUUGGGCCAUCGAGAAUCACCAGCUCACUGGUAUAAAAGUCGCAGUGUUGUCCUUGCCAGCAUGAAGGCUCGCCAAAUGCUAACAUGGAUCCUUGGCAAAGAAGACUCAAAAUUCAAGCACUGUGAAAAUCUUCAAGUCCUCUGAGCUUCAGCCAAGAGUAAAUAAAUUAUCUUAUCUCUUUUUUUAUUUAUUUUGUUUUGAGUGCAAAUAAAAUUUAAAUUAAAAAAAAAAGAACAAGAAAAUUGUGAAUCAAAUGAAAAAAUAAAUAAAUAAGAAAAACAAAAAACCAUCGGUUUCUAGAUUUCAUUUAUUUUUCUAUCAAAACGAUUUUGAUUUGAAUAAAAAUCAAAAUUAAACUAAAUAAUAUUUUAAAAUGAGACCAAUCCUAUAGAAUUUGUAUCCCCUUACAUAUAUGAUAAAUAAAUUAAAAACAAUAAUAUUAAAUAUAAAUUAAUUAAAAUUCUAAAAAAAAAGAAAAAUAUUUAACAAUUAGACAAUAGAAAUUAUAAAAUAUAUGCGUGAUACAAGGUAUCACACGAUGUUACUUAGUUUUUUUAUAUUAUUAAACAAAAAAAUAAAACAUUUAUUAUGUAUACUAUCUAUAAAGUUAAAUCCUUAAAAUAUAUUCUUUUUGAUGUUGUUUCAUUUAAAAACUAUAAUUUAUUGAUGCUAAAUA
Molecule: messenger RNA, 2994 nt
Organism: Eupeodes corollae
Lineage: Eukaryota; Metazoa; Arthropoda; Insecta; Diptera; Syrphidae
Gene: Rgk3
Product: GTP-binding protein RAD
Exons: 10
Coding region: 1092-2462 (456 amino acids)
Cellular component (GO): plasma membrane
Molecular function (GO): GTP binding; calcium channel regulator activity; GTPase activity
Source: RefSeq, a predicted model, not a curated record